UUGCGGAUGGGGCAUAUGCCGAGCCCUCGAACCGAGUCAGCCAGAGAAAAGUAGAGCGACUGACCACCAGAUCCCCUCCACUCAAAGGAAAAAAAAAAGACCACCAGAUCCCCAAUGGCCGCAGCUCACUCCACCGAACACGCCGAAAUCCCUCAUCCACUCCUCCUAAACCCCGGCCGGCCAUGGCAGCAGCACUGCCGUAUCUCGUCCUCCUCCUGCUGCUCCUCCGCCCAGCGGCCGCACCCGCCGCCCGCCCGCCGCCGCCCUCGAAGCCUCCUCCGCCGCAGCCGCACCAGAAAGUGUUCGUCUGGCCCAAGCCGACGUCCAUCUCGUGGCCGUCCGUCGUGUACGCGCCGCUCACCCCGACCUUCAGCAUCCGCGCGGUGCCGCCCCACCCGGCCCUCCGCCACGCCAUCGCCUACUACACCCGCCACAUCCGCGCCGAGCGCCACACGCCGCUGGUGCCCCCCGCCAACUACACGGUCGCCCGCGUCCCCGUCCGCCUCCUCACGCUCUCCGUCGCCGACGCCAAGGUCCCGCUCGGCCCCGACGUCGACGAGUCCUACACGCUCUCCGUGCCCGCGGACUCGGCCUCCGCCGACAUCUCCGCGGCCACGCCCUGGGGCGCCAUCCGCGGCCUCGAGACCUUCUCCCAGCUCGCAUGGGCCGGCGGCGGCGAGGCUGCGGCCGGCCAGUCGAUCGUCCCCAGCGGCAUCGAGAUCUCCGACCGCCCCCUCUUCACCCACCGCGGCAUCCUUCUCGACACCGCCCGCAACUUCUACCCCGUCCGCGACAUCCUCCACACCAUCCGCGCCAUGGCGUUCAACAAGCUCAACGUCUUCCACUGGCACAUCACCGACGCCCAGUCCUUCCCCAUCGUCCUCCCCACCGUCCCCAGCCUCGCCCACCUCGGCUCCUACUCCCCCUUCAUGCGCUACACCGACAAGGACGUCCGCCGCAUCGUCAACUACGCCGCCGCCUUCGGCGUCCGCGUCAUCCCCGAGAUCGACAUGCCCGGGCACACGGGUUCGUGGGCGGCAGCGUACCCGGAGAUCGUGACCUGCGCGAACAAGUUCUGGGCGCCCACGGCGAGCCCCGCGCUGGCGGCGGAGCCCUGCACGGGGCAGCUGAACCCGCUGAACCCCAAGGCGUACCGCGUGGCGCAGGACGUGCUGCGUGACCUGUCGGCCCUGUUCCCGGACCCGUUCCUCCACGGCGGCGCCGACGAGGUGAACACGGCGUGCUGGGAGGACGACCCGGUGGUGCGGCGGUUCCUGAGCGAGGGCGGCACGCACGACAACCUCCUGGAGCUGUUCGUGAACGCGACGCGGCCGUUCAUGGUGCACGAGCUGAACCGCACGGUGGUGUACUGGGAGGACGUGCUCCUGGGGCCCAAGGUGAUGGUGGGGGCGACGGCGCUGCCCAAGGAGACGACGGUGCUGCAGACGUGGAACAACGGGGCCGAGAACACGAAGCGGAUCGUGGCGGCCGGGUACCGCGCCAUCGUCUCCUCGGCGGCCUACUACUACCUGGACUGCGGGCACGGCGGGUGGGUGGGCAACGACAGCCGGUACGACAAGCAGGAGGAGGAGGGCGACGGCGCGCCGCUGUUCAACGACCCCGGGGGCACGGGCGGGUCGUGGUGCGCGCCCUUCAAGACGUGGCAGCGCGUGUACGACUACGACAUCCUGCACGGGCUCACCGAGGAGGAGGCCAACCUGGUGCUGGGCGGCGAGGUGGCGCUGUGGUCGGAGCAGUCGGACGCCGCGGUGCUGGACGGCAGGCUCUGGCCCAGGGCCGCCGCCGCGGCGGAGACGCUCUGGUCCGGGAACAAGGGCGCCAGCGGGCGGAAGCGCUACGCCAACGCCACGGACCGGCUCAACGACUGGAGGCACCGGAUGGUGGCGCGCGGCAUCCGCGCCGAGCCCCUCCAGCCGCUCUGGUGCCCGCUGCACCCCGGCAUGUGCAACCUCUCGCAGUAGCCAGCAGCAGACCGGCGAAGCCUGGCCGCUGCUUUGCUGCCUGCCGUGCCGCAGAGCGAGCGGCGUGGUGGGAAGGAAUGUUCACAGAUCGAACUGGCACGGGGACCGAGAAUUUGGAACGUGGAAGCAGCAGCGGCUAUCCGUGGAUCGACAUGGUGAUGAACAUCCUUGUUUCAAAAAAAAAACAUGGUGAUGAACAGCAGCGGGUGACCAGCCAAGAAACUGCAAAAUAAACCAUUCUAUGCUGCUAGCUUCCACCUCUUGACAGUCUCGUGGUACUGGCGGUAGGAUCAAAGUGAUGUGCGUCAGUGCGUGUUUUACUGUAUUUGACACUGAACAAUUCAUUGCAUGUAGGAGUACUUUUCAA
This is a messenger RNA of Triticum urartu, 2349 nucleotides long. Its product is annotated as beta-hexosaminidase 2. Gene Ontology annotation, biological process: carbohydrate metabolic process; glycosaminoglycan metabolic process. Gene Ontology annotation, molecular function: beta-N-acetylhexosaminidase activity. The record is from RefSeq and is a predicted model, not a curated record. Gene Ontology annotation, cellular component: membrane. NCBI's taxonomy places the organism in Eukaryota, Viridiplantae, Streptophyta, Magnoliopsida, Poales, Poaceae.